AUGACGGAUGGUGCUGCGAUUCUGCUGUCGCGGCACUUGGCUCGGUCGCAGCCAUCUGUGACAUCGGCUCAGGAUGCGGGUGUUUUACGGAAGGUGUUGGAGCAGGCUUAUGCGAGAUUGACUUCUUUUGAUCCUGGGUAUGCAUGGACGUCUGGACAGUGGAUGACAGAGCGGCCUGGAGGUUCGGAUGUUUCGAGGACGGAGACGCUCGCUCGUUUGGGUUCUGAGGAGGAGUUGAAAGCUGACGAGAAUACCUUUGCUUCGGCGGCCGAUAGUGUGGACAUGCCACUUGGUCCUUGGUUCAUUGAUGGGUUCAAGUGGUUCAGCUCCGCUACUGAUGCUGAUAUGGUCGUGCUUCUGGCACAGACACAGAAGGGCUUGAGCGCAUUCUAUGCACCUAUGAAGAGGACCGUGGUCGGUGUAGGUGGAAAGAGGACGCCAGUAAUGAAUGGAGUGUGUAUUUCUCGUCUGAAGAACAAAAUGGGUACUAAAGGAUUACCCACCGCCGAGCUCGAGAUCAAGGGUAUGAGAGGAUGGCUGCUCGGUGAAGAAGGCCGAGGGGUACGGGAAAUCUCUGCGAUCCUCAAUGCAACAAGACUCUGGACAGCUGUAGGGGCGACCGGGUCAUGGGGUAGAGGACUGGCAGUGGCAAAGGCAUACUGCCAGGUGCGCAAAAUCAAGGGCGAGCAGGUUCUAGCUGAAAACAGACAACACGUCAGAUGGUUGGCAGAGGAGGCAGUCAAAUACAGAGCUGCGACACAUUUGGCUUUUCUGGGUGUCGCACUUCUAGGAAUAAGUGAGUGGGGUGUAGAAGUUGCGGCGAAAGGCACACGAGCAGGGGAGUGGUUACCUAGAGACAAGCAAGAGGCUGAGAUACUGCUUAGGAUCUUGACACCAGUGAUGAAGGCUCAGUGCAGCUUGGCUGCCACGCUGGGGCUGAGAGAAUGUAUGGAAAGCUUGGGAGGAGUGGGCUACUGCGAGAACAACGAGGAUGAUGGCCUUAUGAACAUCGCUCGACUGCUUAGGGACAGCAGUGUUAACAGUAUUUGGGAAGGAACCAGCAAUAUUCUUGCAGAGGAUUUUGUACGAGCCACUAGAGGUCAGGUAGGCGGACGAGCAAUUGAAGCCUUGGGUACGAUGCUUGAUAAAAUGCUUGAAGUAGCGUCAUUACGAUUUGCAGAGCAUGUCGAGACUAUCAAGCAAACCUGGCACGACUUGCGGACUUUCCUCACCACGAAAAAAGAAGUAGAGGCUCUUUAUCGCGGCAAGGGGUUGCUACGGUCUAUGGAGGAUAUCGUGUGCGCAGCUCUCCUUCUGGUUGACGCUUGCUGCACACAGGGCGAAGUGGAGCGUGUAAUUGCAGACAGGUGGCUGGCUUCUCGUAUCAGCAAGAAGAAACAUCUGCUAUCAGACACGUCGGCGCUUACAGAGAGCGAAAUCGACAAGCAGAUAUUGUUCGGAAGCUCAGCGAUCAGGGCAGUCCGCAGAGACUCAAAGUUAUGA
This is a messenger RNA of Lithohypha guttulata, 1503 nucleotides long. RefSeq lists its product as uncharacterized. Lineage: Eukaryota; Fungi; Ascomycota; Eurotiomycetes; Chaetothyriales; Trichomeriaceae. The record is from RefSeq and is a predicted model, not a curated record. The coding region runs from base 1 to 1503 and encodes 500 amino acids. Gene Ontology annotation, molecular function: acyl-CoA dehydrogenase activity. The transcript is spliced from 2 exons.